This is a messenger RNA of Colletotrichum fioriniae, 747 nucleotides long. RefSeq names its product Origin recognition complex, subunit 1 (gene ORC1). Gene Ontology annotation, biological process: DNA replication initiation; mitotic DNA replication checkpoint signaling. Gene Ontology annotation, cellular component: nuclear origin of replication recognition complex. The record is from RefSeq and is a predicted model, not a curated record. Gene Ontology annotation, molecular function: DNA replication origin binding. Lineage: Eukaryota; Fungi; Ascomycota; Sordariomycetes; Glomerellales; Glomerellaceae.
GUGGGUUCUAUGCAUGCGUACUGCGAAAGCUAUAACCAUGAACAACUCAUGAAGAUUAUCCAGUCUAGGCUGGAGUGUGUGCCCGGAAGCAUCGUGGAGGCGGACGCUAUUCAGUUCGCCAGCCGGAAAGUGGCUGCAGUAAGCGGCGAUGCAAGAAGAGCCCUGGACAUCUGUAGACGAGCUGUAGAGCUCGCCGAAGGCGACUCCCGCUUUGAGAAACUUGCAGGCGACCCUGAGGCACGACGACCAAACCCGAGUAACGGCAGACCAUCAGAUGCACCAGUCAAAGUUACUAUCGCCACGAUCAAACGUGCCAUCAACGAGGCCACGACCAACCCUGUCCAACAAUACCUUCGGUCUCUACCUUUCGGACCCAAACUAUUCCUGUGCUCAUUACUAGUCAGAAUGCAAAGAAGCGGCGCGGCUGAGACGACAUUUGGCGACGUAGUCGACGAAAUACACCGCAUCAUCAAGUUGGACUCGACGGCUCUCGAAUCCACUCCCCUUGGGGCCCUAUCAACGGGGCCAUCAGGAGGCGAUGUCGGCCAAGGCAAUGGUAGUAUCCGAGUAGUCCAGUCUCUGGCACUUCCUCAGGCGGCACUUGAACUAAUGGGCGCUGGCAUCAUUGUACUAGAAGCACAUAAACCAGAACGACCAAGCAAGGCGCGUCUUGCUGUGGGUGAUGAGGAGGUCAAGAUGGCGUUUCGAGAUGACGGAGAAGUCAAAGCCCUGGGGCUGUUUUUCUAG